GUGGGGGGUGGGGAGUGGGGGGAGCAGGGGGGUGGAGGGGUAGGGAGUGGGGUGUGGGGGGAGCGGGGGGCACAGCCAGGUGCAUGUUAUGGGUCCAGGGCAGCGACCCAGUCCAUUUGUCCUUUUCAAAGUGUGGCCUGGGACACCUCCUAUCCAGCCAUACGCCGCCCAGGACUGGCUCAACAGCUCCACCCUCCACUGCUGUUCACCCAUGACACGUCACUUCCUACCCGCCACUGCUGGCUCACCUGUGACACCCCAGGCAGCUCAGAUGCCCAGCAGGUCCUGCUGGUAAGAGGGAGGCAGGAACGUGUCCUGUCUGGGACCCGGGCAUUGCUGGGCGCCGGAGGGACCUGGGACCUCAACCACGCUGGGAGCUGGCCUGUCGUACAGGCGGUGCCUGGCAGAUGUGGAUGGGCUCCGCAGGCUCCUGGUGGCCCACCCCUGCCUUCGUGCCAUCCUUCCUGGGAGUCUCCUGGCCAAGGAGGACUCGAGGCCUGUCCCACCUGUGCCCAGGGCUCACUGUGGCUCCCUUCAGCGGGGCUCUGCUCUCUCCCCGCCUGCUUCCCCUCCAGCUCCUGGGCUCUGCCCCAGCAUGCCCCUGAGCCUCUCCCAUUCCUGGCCCCAGCCUGGCCAGGGAUCCCAGAGGAUGCCUUCGCCAGCCCAGCCCCUUGCCUGGUGGAUCACCACUCCUGUCUCCUGCUGCUCUGCCCCCUGCCCCGGGCCUGGGAAACCUGGGAGGACCCUCAGGGAGGGUCAGGGAUGUGUGACGCCAGCAGGAGGCCGACGAGUUCCCUGGCAGGAAGCACACUGCACGGGGAGCCUGCCGCCAUGCUGCCACUCUCGUGCCCCUGCGGGGCCGCAGAGAGGGAUGCCUAGGGCGGGGUGGGCAGUGGCUGCUGUAGGGGAGGCGCUCUGGGCAGUGCUGUUCCCUGAGAAACUGCAGCCCCAAGGGGCCUGGGCAGGGCCUGGCCUGACUGAGUGGGGUUGAGGGGGAGGUAGGGUGGGUGUGCCCUAUGAUGUAGGGCCUGCUGCACCCUGGGGAGGGGACCCAGUGCAGUGAUGCCCAAGUUCCAGCGUUCAGACUGCCUGGGAGCCCUGAGACUCCUUGACCCAGCAGGACACCCCUUCCUGGGUGAGGGGGAGAGUGGGGUGGGCCAGAAAGCCCACCCAGACAACUGAGACCCCUCCCCACCUGCUACCCCAUCUGCUUGGGCCCAGGAAUGGAGGGGCCAAGGCAGACCCCUCAACAUACAUGCUGAACCCUGAUGUGUAGCCACCCACACACCAUGAGCCCAGAUUGUGGCAUUCAGUAUUUUUUCUGACAUCAAAACAGUCUUGGCAGGGCACGGUGGCUCACACUUGUAAUCCCAGUACUUUGGGAGGCCUAGGCAGGUGGAUCACCUGAGGUCAGGAGUUCGAGAUCAGCCUGGCCAACAUGGUGAAACCCCGAAAUACAAAAAUUAGUCAGGCAUGGUGGUGGGCGCCUGUAAUCCCAGCUACUUGGGAGGCUGAGGUGGGAGAAUUGCUUGAACCUGGGAAGUGGAGGCUGCAGUGAGCCGAGAUCGUGCCACUACACUCCAGCCUGGGUGACAGAGCAAACUCUUUCUUAAAAAAAAAAAAAAAAAAAGACCAGGGCCCGGUGUGGUGGCUCAUGCCUGUAAUCCCAGUACUUUGGGAGGCCGAGGUGGGCGGAUCACCUGAGGUCAGGAGUUUGAGACCGGCCUGACCAACAUGGAGAAACCCCAUCUCUACUAAAAAUACAAAAAAUUAGCUGGAUGUGAUUGCGGGCACCUGUAAUCCCAGCUACUUGGGUGGCCGAGGCAGGAGAAUCACUUGAACCAGGGAGGCAGAGGCUGCGGUGAGCCGAGACCACACCAUUGCACUCCAGCCUGGGCAACAAGAACAAAACUCCAUCUGAAAAAAAAAAAAUACUGAGCCAGUCCAUGUGCAUUAUUUCAUUUCUGGUGGACUCUUCCCGAUGUUAAUUUCACUUGAGAUAUUUAUGCAUGUGCUCAUGUGAACACACACGUGCAUCAGCACACACUGGCCUGCUCACGCACACACCUGCAAGUGCUGCUUCCAGCCUCCUGCCUCGAGGCCGGCCCGGCUCCCUCCCUGUGGAAUGGGCUCUUCCCACGGGGCAGAUGGACUAAGACGAAUGCUCGUUAAGCCCCCCAGAGGUUGCCUGGCUUGGCACUCUCUGCAGUAUCUGAGGCGGGGCUCACUCGCCCAUUUGACAGAUGGAGAAACUGAUGCUUAGAGGUGUGGAGUGAGUGCCUGAGGCCAAGCUGCGAAAGGCAGAGCCCCCGACUCCCCCAGUGCCCCCGGAAUCCCCCAGCCCCACCGACUCUCCCAGAUCCCCCGACUCCCCCAGCCCCCCCAACUCCCCCAGCCCCACCAGCACCUGCUCACCACCCUCCCCAAACUCAAAUUGCACCCGCCCCAGCUUCAGGGCUUGGUUGGGGUUCCCUUUUCAAUCAAGGUACAACAUCCAGGUGGUAAAAUGCUCCCAUCAGCCACUUACUGGCGCAGUGGCUCACGCCAGUAAUCCAGUACUUUGGGAGGCCAAGGCGGGCGGAUCACAAGGUCAGGUAGUUCAAGACCAGCCUGGCCAAUAUGGUGAAAAAAAUUAGCUGGCCGUGGUGGCACAUGCCUGUAAUCCCAGCUAGUCAGGAGGCUGAGGCAGGAGAAUUGCUUGAACCCAGGAGGCGGAGGUUGCAGUGAGCCGAGAUUGUGCCACUGCACUCCAGCCUGGGUGACAGAGCAAGACUCCAUCUCAAAAAUAAAUAAAUAAAUAAAUGCUCCCAUCUUUGGGCUGCAGCUCAACACGUUCUCACCCAUGAGAUUCUCGUGCAGCCCUUGGGUCUUCAACCGGCACUCCAAGCCCUGACCAGGUCCACUACUAAGGCCCACCCGGCAGCUUCGCCUUCCUCAGGCCUUGGUCCUAUCUUGCUGCUUGAGUUCAGCGUCAUGCCUGGGAGAUUCAUCCGAGUUGCCACGUGCAUCAGUGGCUCCUCUUUGUUGCUGAAUUAUAUUCCGUCGUAGGAAUAAACCACGUACGCUAACCCAGCCUCCCACUGAUGGACAUUUGGGUUAUUUCUGGUUUGGGGCUUGUUGAAUGGUGGCACCCAAAAUAUGUGUCCACCCAGAUCCUAUGAAAGGGAACUUCUUUGGAAAAAUAAUCUUUGUAAAUGUCAUUAAUUAAUGACAUUUAAUUACAGACUGACUAUUAUUUAUUUAUUUUUUCUUUUUUUUGGAGACAGAGUCUCACUCUGUUGCCCAGGCUGGAGUGCAGUGGCGCGAUCUCAGCACACUGCAAACUCUGCCUCCCAGAUUCAAGCGAUUCUCCUGCCUCAGCCUCCUGAGUAGCUGGGAUUACAGGUGCCCACCACCAUUCCCAGGUGUGUAUUAGCCGGGGUCUCCAAAGAACCAGAGCCAGCAGGAGACACACCCGUCUCUGUAUCUGGAGAAAAAGAUCGAUGAGAAGGAAUCUGCUCCUGUGAUGAUGGAGGCUGACAAGUCCCGAGAGCCACGGUUGGCACCCUGGAGACCCCGGAGGGCGAUACCACCACUCCAGGCUGAAAGCUGGCAGGCUUGAGACCCAGGGAGAGCCGGCCCUCUGACUCCUGGGACUUCUUAGUCUAUCCUAGUAUUUCCUCAGCUGAGUGCAUGGGGCCAGCCCACACUGGGGAGGGCAGUCAGCGUCACUCAGAGCACCGGGUCAUCUCAUGCAGAAACACCCUCGAAGAAAUAGCCCAAAUUAUGCUGACCAAAUAUCUGGGCACCCCGUGCCCCAGACAGGUUGACACAGAAAAUUAACCAUCACAGGUUAACUCCAUCUAGGAGUGGAAUUGCUGGGUCAUAGAGAAGGCAUAGGAAUUCACAGAAAUCACCAAAUGGUGUUCAGGCGGUUGUGCCAUGUUAAACUCCCACUGGAAAGAGAGGAGAGCUGUGAUUGUUCCACGUCCUCAGCAAUGUUUAGAAUAGGCAGUCUUUGGCUGGGCCGGGCACAGUGGCUCAAACCUGUAACCCCAGCACUUUGGGAGGCCAUAGUGGGUGGAUUACCUGAGAUCAAGAGUUCAAGACCAGCCUGGCCAACAUGGUUAAACCCCGUCUCUAUUAAAAAUGCAAAAAUUA
Molecule: messenger RNA, 4140 nt
Organism: Gorilla gorilla gorilla (western lowland gorilla)
Lineage: Eukaryota; Metazoa; Chordata; Mammalia; Primates; Hominidae
Exons: 2
Source: RefSeq, a predicted model, not a curated record